Molecule: messenger RNA, 1824 nt
Organism: Lactuca sativa (garden lettuce)
Lineage: Eukaryota; Viridiplantae; Streptophyta; Magnoliopsida; Asterales; Asteraceae
Product: 5'-adenylylsulfate reductase 3, chloroplastic
Molecular function (GO): phosphoadenylyl-sulfate reductase (thioredoxin) activity
Source: RefSeq, a predicted model, not a curated record
AUAUAUAAAUUUCCUCCCUCUUAACCAAAUUCAUCAUAAAAUUCACAGAUUUCAAUCGGUUAUAAUUACUUGAUACAAGUUUCAUACUUCAACAAUGGCGUUAGCUGUUACUUCUUCUACUUCAAUCGUUUUUUCAUCUUCUAAUCGUACAGAACAAGGUGUUCAGUUCAAUUCAAGCAAUUUUCAUCCGUCCGAUCGGUCGAAUCGAUUGCCAGCGGCUUUCAGUUUAUCCCAGAAACGAUCUGCGGCGGUGAAGCCUUUGAAUGCUGAACCGAAGAGGAACGAUUCAAUCGUUCCUUCGGCCGCUACCAUAUUUGCUCCUGAUGUGGUGGAGAAAUCAGUAGAGGUGGUAGACAUCGAGAAAUUGGCUAAAGAUCUUGAAAAUUCUUCUCCACUUGCAAUCAUGGAUAAAGCCCUCGAAAAAUACGGGAACGAUAUCGCAAUCGCUUUCAGUGGCGCCGAAGAUGUCGCUUUAAUCGAAUACGCCCACUUAACCGGACGUCCGUUCAGGGUCUUCUCCCUAGACACCGGAAGACUAAACCCUGAAACCUACAAAUUCUUUGAUGAAGUCGAGAAACAUUACAACAUCAGAAUCGAAUACAUGUUCCCAGACGCUGUAGAAGUUCAAGCCCUAGUAAGAACCAAAGGUCUCUUCUCUUUCUACGAAGAUGGACAUCAAGAAUGCUGUCGGGUCAGAAAGGUCCGACCUUUGAGACGGGCGUUGAAGGGUUUGCGGGCAUGGAUAACGGGUCAAAGAAAAGACCAGUCACCCGGGACCCGAUCCGAGGUCCCAGUGGUUCAAGUUGACCCGGUUUUUGAAGGAAUGGAUGGUGGGCCAGGUAGCUUGGUGAAGUUUAACCCUGUGGCUAAUGUAGCUGGAAAUGAUAUAUGGAGCUUUUUACGAACCAUGGAUGUCCCGGUUAACUCAUUGCAUGCUCAAGGGUAUGUGUCGAUAGGGUGCGAGCCAUGCACGAGGUCGGUGUUGCCAGGUCAGCAUGAGAGAGAAGGAAGGUGGUGGUGGGAGGAUGCUAAAGCUAAAGAAUGUGGGUUGCAUAAAGGGAAUUUGAAGGAGGAAUCGGUCAAUGGGAAUGGGAAUGGGAAUGGGAAUGGAAACGGGAAUUCCGCUGCGGAUAUCUUUGAAAGCCAAAAUGUUGUGAAUUUGAGUCGGACCGGAAUUGAGAAUCUUGUGAAGAUGGAAGACCGGAAAGACGCGUGGAUGGUUGUUCUUUAUGCACCUUGGUGCCCGUUUUGUCAGGCAAUGGAAGCAUCGUAUGUUGAAUUGGCUGAUAAAUUAGCCGGAAGCGGUGUGAAAGUUGGGAAAUUUAGAGCGGAUGGUGACCAAAAGUCGUUUGCAAAGCAAGAAUUGCAACUCGGGAGCUUCCCCACAAUUCUUUUCUUCCCGAAGCACUCGUCUAGACCGAUUAAGUAUGCGUCUGAAAAGAGAGAUGUUGACUCGUUGAUGGCUUUUAUUAAUGCUCUUAGAUGAUGAUGAUGAAAAGAAGGCUUGAUGUGUAUGUUGUGCAUCGAGAACUUGUACUUAGAUGUAUGCGGGAUGUUGAGCGGGUUUGGAAUGUGUAAAGAUGGUUUUGGUAGUUGUAUAAUAGAGUAAUAGUCGUACAGUCGUUUGUUUUGUUAGAGUUUGAAUCUUAAUUGCAUUUUGUACUUGGAAGUGUCUUGAUGGAGAAUGAUCGUUUCCAUUAUUGAGUCGUUAUUAUAGAUGUCAACAAGUUAUUUAUGAAAGAUGGGAGACUGAGUUUUGUUAUGGGAAUUCAUAUUUCCAUCCAAAACAAAAUAUAUACAUUGAUGAUUAUGCCCUUUUUUAAA